Molecule: messenger RNA, 1170 nt
Organism: Nymphalis io (European peacock)
Lineage: Eukaryota; Metazoa; Arthropoda; Insecta; Lepidoptera; Nymphalidae
Gene: Taf8
Product: transcription initiation factor TFIID subunit 8
Exons: 6
Coding region: 264-1097 (277 amino acids)
Biological process (GO): transcription initiation at RNA polymerase II promoter
Cellular component (GO): transcription factor TFIID complex
Molecular function (GO): protein heterodimerization activity
Source: RefSeq, a predicted model, not a curated record
CUUACGCCUGUCGAUUGUGUUGACUGUUGUGUUCGUGGUUUGUGUACCUUUACCUUAGUAAUUUGGUUUUUGGCUAUAUAUUGCAAACGGAGUUAAAAGAUUCUUUAAUACAUUGCAAUAACUUUAUUCCAUAUUUAUAAUUUCGUGUCCCAAAUCCUUAGACUGUGUUAUUCUUUUAACUAAAAAGUUAUUUACUAAAUUAGCGAUACAAACAAGCAAGCAAUAAUUAUACUUAUAACAUAACAUUUGUGGCCUAAACCAAAAUGUCUGAGAACACUGAAAAAGUUGAAAGUUCAUGUGAUGCACGGCGAAGAAUAUUAAACAUAGCUGUCUCAACGGUUCUCCUAGAAACUGGCUUUCAUGCUACGGAUAAAAUGUCUUUAGAAACACUCACAGAAAUUGUUCAGUGUUUUUUAACAGAAGUUGGUAAUUCAGCUAAAGGCUAUUGUGAACUCUCUGGAAGGGUGGAACCAGUCAUCGGCGAUGUCAUGAUGGCUAUUAUUAAUAUGGGUAUAAAUCUUCAAGGUAUAGAACAAUAUGCAGCUCGGCCAAACAGGCAUGUAAUUCAGCCUCCACAGCAAGUUCCAGUGCCACGCACACCAGCCAUGUUAUCUGCUGGGUCGAAGGCUAAGCCAGCACCUCAUAUACCAUUUCAUCUGCCACCGUUACCUGAUCCUCAUGCUUAUAUUAGAACACCUACACACAAGCAACCUGUGACCGAGUAUGAAGCAAUAAGAGAGAAAGCUGCUAACCAGAAGCGAGAUAUUGAAAGAGCAUUAACUAAGUUUUUGGCUAAAACCAGUGAGACACACAAUCUAUUCAACACUGACGAUAAUCAAGUAUUUCCUUUAAUAGCAUGCAAGCCAACUUUUCCAGCAUACUUGCCAUGUCUGUUGCCAACAGAUCAAGUAUUUGAUUUUGAUGAACUUGAGUACCACUUCCAAGUUGCUAACAGAACAGAAGACAUGCCUGCUGAUAAAAAAGAUCAAUCUGAUAAUGAAGGUGAAAAUGGAGGUGAUAAUGAAAAUGCAAAUAAUUCACAAUCUGAAAAUCAGGAUGCACCCCCUUCGUCAAGUCCGGAAAGAAAUAAAACUUGAAGAUAUUAAUUUGGUUUGUCAGAUAUACAUAGCUUUACCUAAUCAAAUAUAAUAAAAAAAAUUAUUACAACUA